Messenger RNA from Cydia fagiglandana, 2184 nucleotides. Its product is annotated as zinc finger protein 664-like. The coding region runs from base 275 to 1354 and encodes 359 amino acids. The record is from RefSeq and is a predicted model, not a curated record. Gene Ontology annotation, molecular function: DNA-binding transcription factor activity, RNA polymerase II-specific; RNA polymerase II cis-regulatory region sequence-specific DNA binding. The transcript has 3 exons. Lineage: Eukaryota; Metazoa; Arthropoda; Insecta; Lepidoptera; Tortricidae. Gene Ontology annotation, biological process: regulation of transcription by RNA polymerase II.
CGCUUUGGCGUGGCGUUGCCUCCUAUUUGCGCAAUAAUAAAAUAAUAUUCAAUGCAUAUUUCAAUUGGGACAAGAUAUGGAAAAUAACAUUGAUAACAAUAAACGAGAUUUGAAAGCAAAUACACCACUACAUCAAGUCAUUCCGAUUGUCAAUAUUGGCAAGGUGUUUUAAAAAAGUACUGAUCAGUUGACUCCUUAUUGAGUCGUACAAAACACAAGGGCUGGAUUUAGUUGAAGAGGCUGAAAGGCUGAAAGUAUCAAGCUAGUUUAAGACAUGGGACCAACUGCACCAUUUAAAUCAGUGGUUGUUAAGGAAGAGCCAUCAUGGUCGGACAGCGCAGUGAGCGAGGCAGACAUGUCAACCAACAUGCACAUGGAACAAUCGGAACAUGUGGUUAAAGAAGAGGUGCCGGCACCGGAGCAUGUAAAGAAGGAGGCUUCGUGUGAGGCAGACCCGCUUGCCAAACUGUACUCCGAAGAUGAGGUUAAAGAAGAGAUUGUGCUGGGACCGGAGACUGUCCAACGGCCUAAAAUGGUCUACACAUACUGUGUACCAGUCGAGGUGGAUGUGAAGCAGGACUCCGCAGGGGCGGGGGGGACAGUAGUCGAGUCUGAGAGCGAGACGGCACCAUGCGGGAGUGAGACUGCACGAGAUCCACAGAUUAAAAACAGCCUGACGUCAAUAGAAACGGUGGAGGUGGAGCCGGAGCCUGCAGAGGCGGACGAGGCUGCAGGCGAGAGUGGGAGCAAGACAAAAGGGUCCAGUAGUAAACUAGUACUCAAGACUUACAUCUGCGACACAUGCCAAAAAGUAUUUUCAGAUGCAUACCAUUUGAACAGACAUUCAAGAGUCCACACGGGAGAAAAACCAUACACCUGCACAAUCUGCCAUAAUAAGUUCGCGAAUUCACGGAAUUUAAAUCAUCAUCUACGAAUACACACUGGAGAAAGACCGUACGAGUGCAUGGUGUGUGAAAAAAAGUUUACAAAUUCGAGUUCUUUGCAUGUACAUGAGCGGAUUCACACGGGAGAGAGGCCACACUCGUGCAGAACUUGUGGGAAGCAGUUUGCACAAAGAAGCACGUUGGUACUUCACGAACGAACGCACACCGGGGAAAAGCCUUACGAGUGCAAGAUAUGUCCGAAGAGCUUUAUAAAACUGGCCAAUUUGAAGUUACAUGAGCGAUCACACAGAGGGGAGAAACCAUACGCAUGUAAACAAUGUGACAAAAGAUUCACACAAUCGAUGAAUUUAAAGCUACAUGAACGAAUCCACAGGCAAGAUACACCUGAAACGAUUUUGCAACAACAGAUCUGUACGUUUUCUAACAUAUCGUGUGAUCGUCACGAAUGAAUAUCAUGAAUCUUAAGAGCGUUUAGCAUGACUCUGUAAAGUUUGCCAAAGACGAAGCUAGUUCACCUAGUGACUAGUCCAACUUAGAAGAGCCCUAUUAUGUAGCUCUUAAAAAGAUCUAUAGAAUAUAUAUUCUUCUGACGUAUUCGUAUUCGAUCAAACAGAAGAGACAACACGAAUUCUUAGUUCAAACCAUUUUACUAAUUGGCAUUUAGAUCUCGACUUUUUGUGGAUACACCGUUCGAAUCAUCCGAAUCGAUUAUUAAUUAAAACCGGACAAGUGCGAGUCGGACUCGCCCACCGAGAGUUCCGUACUUUUUAGUAUUUGUUGUUAUAGCGGCAACAGAAAUACAUCAUCAGAAAUUUCAACUGUCUAGCUAUCACGGUUCGUGAGAUCCAGCCUGGUGACAGACGGACGGACGGACAGCGGAGUCUUAGUAAUAGAGUCCCGUUUUACCCUUUGGGUACAUACGGAACCCUAAAAACUAGCCAAAAACUAUCGGUAACUAAUUUGUUAGCACCAUAUAUAAUAUUUAGCUGAACGGGACUGUAACAUGCGAACUUUGAUUUAUUUUCGCGGUUCACACUAACAGUUACAAUUUACAAAGUCGAUUGAAAUGUCGAACUGCGUUAAGUUACCACACGAAACUCUAAAUACGUUAUUAAAAUAAAAUUGAAAUUAGUUGUAUAUAAAAUUAAAUAAGUAUUUACAAAAUACUAAGAUACCAAAAGAAAGUAUCUAAAUUCAACAUGAAAAUACGUAUUUUGUAUACUGUAUCUUAGAUACUUUUAUCCUAUAUAAGUCACAUCUCUGGUAAUGAAAUAAAACA